AUGUCUGAAUAGAUUACAUCCUCACAAGUUAUUGAAUUUUUCUGGUUUUUCUUUCCCUUUUUACUAUUUGUAAAUGCUGUUCUACUUAAAUUUUACAUAAAGACUAACAUACAUUUAGAUUAAUAAGAAAUUAGAGCAAAGUCAUAUAGCUAAUAAAAUUUACAUGAUAAUAAAAGAUAUUAGUCUAAAGGAAUUGAUCAUGAUGGAAUUUAAGGCCCAGGUAUAUUAUAUAAUGAUUAAUUGUAAUUAGAGUUAUAAAUUGUUGGAAAUGUUUUACAAAAUCAACAGAUGAAUAUGGUAGAAGAAGGAGAGAAGAAAUAAAUAUAGUAGUCAUAAUAAUUGUAAUAAAUUCCUUAAUUAUCAACAAUCUCUCCUAAUCUUACAUAAAAUGUAUUAUAUAUUUUUGAAAAUUAGACAAGGACAUCUAAAAUUUUUAAUGGAUUGAAUGAAUUAAUAUCAACUUAUUUUCCAUUAUUAUCAGUCUCGAUUAUUUGUAUUAAUAAUUAUGCAGCAUGGAGUUGGGCAUUGGCUUGUGUAAUAUUAUUUUUAAUUUUUGUUAUUGCAUUCAAUAUCAUUUAAGUGUAGCGUAAUUUUUCAGAUAUAAUUAAAAGUAAUAUCAUAUUAUUAAUAAUUUAGGAUUUUUGUUUGUUAGUCAUCAUAUAUGGUUGAGUGGUCUAUUUAUUAGUUAUUUAGCCUGUAAAUUGAAAUUGUCAGAUUGA
This is a messenger RNA of Paramecium pentaurelia, 719 nucleotides long. The record is from the annotation of a GenBank genome assembly. NCBI's taxonomy places the organism in Eukaryota, Ciliophora, Oligohymenophorea, Peniculida, Parameciidae.